AUGGGACCAGGCGAGACAAGAUAUAUUUGCGGCACUGGUCCGCACGAGUCUCUGUCGUUGGGACUAUCCAACCAUAGCCUUUCACCGCCUACUGGUGGUUCUAUGGAGCCCUCCCGCCGCAAGAAGAAUUUUGCGACGGGCGGGCGUCUUGAGGUCAGCAUCUCUGAGCGGACAUCCAGCGCCGUUCGAGACGUGUUCAACAUCCAAUUCGUUGAUGUGCCCGAGGCCAUUACACUACUCCUCCGGGGCCCGCUGAUUCCUUCUUACGAGGAGAAGAUCCUGUUUGGCGGCUUGACUGCUUUGCCUGCUUUUGUUGGAAUCGCGGAGCCCGUUGUUGUUUGGGUGUUAGAGGCGGGCUCCUUUCCCAAAGCCUUAUACCUGCUAGAGCAGGCUGUCGUUACGCUGUUCCGGUAUUACGAUUUCUGUGGUAGUUCCAUCAAUACCGAGAUUGGACCUAGUGUGCUGAUGCCGGGACCGCAGGGGGUGGAUCCUGAGGUUGGGAGCCCAGGACCUAGUACUAAUCUGCAGUCUUCGCGCCAUCUGAUCCAUGGAGAGGAGACUGAACAGGACUUAGGUGUCCGUGAAUUGGAAUAG
Aspergillus eucalypticola CBS 122712 is the source of this 594-nucleotide messenger RNA. RefSeq lists its product as uncharacterized. The coding region runs from base 1 to 594 and encodes 197 amino acids. Lineage: Eukaryota; Fungi; Ascomycota; Eurotiomycetes; Eurotiales; Aspergillaceae. The record is from RefSeq and is a predicted model, not a curated record. The transcript has 2 exons.